GUGGCUGCUUCUUUAGUGAAAGACCAAAAGAAACGUCCCUCUUCUGAGAAGCUCUUGAAGCAUCCUUUCUUCAAGCAUGCAAAAACAACUGAUUAUUUGGAACGUACUAUUGUUGAUGGACAUUCUCCCUUAGGUGAUCGUUUUAGGAUGCUAAAGCAAGAGUAUAUACGAGGAAUUAGCACGUGGAAAUUUAACUUAGAGGAUUUAAAGAAUCAGGUUGCACUUGUAUGUGUUCAAAUAUAAGACAAGGAAAGAUAUAUAAGAUUUGAUCAUGAAAUGCUUGUUUUUUUACGGUAUUACCCUUUAUGGCAGAUCAAUGACUUGGAUGAAGUUUCAAAUGUAGAAGACCCGAAAACUACAGAGCAACAAAAGGGGGUCAAUGGUGUUACAUUACUAUCAGAAAAGUUGUCCCCGAAGAUAGAUAAUAAUAAUACUAAUAAUAAUAUUAAUAAUAAUAAUAAUAAUUCAAAUGCUAAAACAGGUGAUGAAAUUCCUAUUUUGGAGAAUUCAUUAGUAUCAUUUCCAGUAGAGCUUCUUCAAGCACUCGAGGGAUAUUUUGAUGCAUGUGAAGAUAAUGUGGCGACUGUUAGCCCAACUGGACAAGAUGAGAAUCCAAUCUUCAAAAGAAGUAUAUUUGAUAGUGGGCCAAGGUUCAGGGGUAGAGAACCAUUUUUGUCUCAUCCAAGUGAGCUGAGGCAGAUUCUAAUUGAGGUCAUGGAUAGACCAAGUACAGAAUCAGAUCAUUCUGGACAUGAUCCAAGAAUUGAAGAUUUCACACAAGCAACAACAGAAAAUGUCCCAGAAACCCGUGCACAUGUGAUAGCUGAACUGGAUUUGAAGAGGACAAGAAUUUCCAUGUAGUUUUAAAUUCCGUGAUAGUUGGUAAGUAUCAUGUUACAGAGCAUCUUGGUUCUUCUGCAGGUAUUUUCAUCGUCAUUGUUAACUUAUGCCAUUAGCAUGGGAAGCAUGCAUAUUGAUCUCAUGUCAAAGUCCAUAAUAUAUUUUUUGUAAAGGAAUUAUCUCCUUUUAAUUGUAUAAGCAAAUGUAAUUUCAAUAGGAUACAACGAUAUCAAAGCUAUUGCUGAAGGAGUUGUUCUUGGUGUUGCUGUAGUUUUCGCAUAUCAGGCAGUUGCACUUGUUUGGUGCGGGUGCAGAAACCAAGAAGAUCAUUUCACUGAUCUUCCUGGUUAGUUAAUAUAACAAAAAGAUCAGUUGCCCAACUUUGAUUCUUUCCUCAUUUGAUUAUUUUACAUUUGUAGCUGAAGAGGACCCCAGAGUUCACCUGAAACAACUGAUCAAGUGGUUUUCUUUGCAUGAACUACAAGUUGCAACAAAUAACUUUAAUGAAAAAAACAUUCUUGGUUGAGGUGCAUUUGGAAAAGUUUACAAAGGACGGUUAGCUGAUGGUGCUCUGGUGGCUAUAAAAAGACUGAUAGAUGAUGUUAAAGGUGGCGAAUUACAGUUUCAAAUGGAGGUUGAAAUAAUAGUCCAACUGUACGAUUGCUUGUUUAUCCCUUCAUGGUCAAUGGAAGGUCAACUUUGAGAAGUGUAGAUUUUUGAAAUCUUUAGACUUACCGGUAAACACUUAUUUUUAAUGUUUUCACAGUCGAGUAUGAAUCACAUUGGUUGAGUUUUUACUGUCCAGACCUAGUUUAUAGUCUAAAUUUGAGACCUUAGAAGUAUGCAUUUUUUACUUAGUUAAUUUGAAGUGUGAGAGAAUACAUACUUUGAUGAGGGUACUGGAGGGAUGUUUUUCAAUUAUAUUCAUUAUAGUUUCAAAGCUAAAAUUAGAGUAUACUAAGGUAAUUCCAAUUAGUAACUUACUAAAAAUCUAAACUUUGUGAUGGGUAGGUUAGACUUAUUAGCUUGGAAAUGUAUUGAUGUUAUUGUUACACUAAUACUAGUCUUGUUAACGGUAUUUGCACAAUGAUACUUGAUAGCCAAGUAGUGCCUUCAUAUUAGUUUCAAAUACCUACUUUGGAAUUAGAUUAGUCAUCAAAAUUUUGUUCAUGUUUUAAGGUUGUCUAAUGUUUUUCUCAUUUGUAUUUAUCAAUU
Messenger RNA from Lactuca sativa (garden lettuce), 2055 nucleotides. The record is from RefSeq and is a predicted model, not a curated record. NCBI's taxonomy places the organism in Eukaryota, Viridiplantae, Streptophyta, Magnoliopsida, Asterales, Asteraceae.